Symbiodinium pilosum is the source of this 3090-nucleotide messenger RNA. The record is from the annotation of a GenBank genome assembly. Lineage: Eukaryota; Dinophyceae; Suessiales; Symbiodiniaceae.
AUGAUAGACGUUGAUGUUGGGGUUGAGUGGACUGAAUCAGCUCUGAUGGAAGCGAUAGGACAUGAAACGCGAUGGCAUGUCCUUUGUGCUCACACAUGGUAUCGUGAUUCGCAACUUUACGAUGCAUUCGCCUUACGUGGCAACGGGCUGCAAGCCCUAUCUCCGGCAGUCUUUGAGGAGCUGAGCGGAAGGAGCUUCUUUCCUCAUGCGAUUUGUGGCCUGCAGAGGUCUUGGGGAGCUCAUUGUGCCUGCAUGUCCGACCGGCUAGUUGAGGACCGGGUAUGCGCCUGUGCUGCAACUUCUGCAGCACCAUCUCUCAUUCCUGUAAACAGCUGCUUUGGCGGUCUGGCCCUGUACCACCAAGACCUUUUGCACACGUUCAAGGGCUGUCAAUACGACGAAGGUGUUGACGACUGCGAACAUGUGGCGCUGCACAGUUGCAUGAGGUCCCAGAAGGCUGUCGUGGCACUGUACCCAAGGCUAACUGCAAGGGCCAGUGCCGCCAACAGCACAUGCUGCAUCGAGACAUGUGCUCAAGCAGAGUCCUUUCCAAUGGCCUUCCUGCCAUUUCAGCCUCAGUUCUGGAGCGGCGCAUCUGGGUUGCGAGUAGCGGGCAUGCUUGCAGCUGGGAUGUCAUCAGAGGAGGCAGGAGACUUACAGGCAGCCCUUGAAAAAUACCAGCAAGCCGCCCGACUUCCCAAAGGCGCCACCGUACCGGAGCAGCGCUGGGCUGCUCGGGCCGGGCUUUUGGGAGCCUUCUUGCUCCUUCAGCACAAGCAAGCUGACAAGGCGAUGCAAAUGCUGAGGAGUACUGGGCUACUGGCAAGCGCAGACCCCUGGGCUGCAAUGAUUGUUGGCCACGUGCAUGAGCUUCUUGAUGAGUUGGGAGGUGCCGCAGCCUGGUUUGAGAAGGCACUGACACUCUGGGCCGAAGCUCCUACAGUGCUUCGCCAAGAGGAGCGGCAGGGAGCUUGGAUCAAAUCGCAAUUGGCGUGGUUACCAGCAACGCAUGCUUCGGCACAGGAAGCAGCCGAUGCGAUGCAGAAUUUCACAGCAGGACUCAGCCAGCUGGUGACACAUGAAGGAGUGGCUGUGACAGCCAUACCUGCAGCCUUUGACACCCGUGCGGUGGAGAUGACUCGUUUGACCUAUCUCGGGCCAGUACUUGUGCCGCACCUGCCCGAAAUGGUGUCCAUGUACUGCCGGAUGCACAUGCGUACUCUCCAGAACCUGGGUUUUGAGCCAGAGUCGUUGCAAUCAAGUUCGGUCUCUGCCCCGAACGCUUCGUGGAAAGUUCGCGUUGGCUUCAUAUCAGGGCUCUUCAGCGAUAGUGCUGUGGGCAACCUGGCCAGAGGGCUCAUUUGGCCUCUUCCGAAUUCUGUUUGGGUUGCGUUAGUUUCGCUUGGCAGCCUGAAGCGCAACUCAUCUAAAGGGCAUUCCGCAAUGGUUGUGGAUGCAUUGUUCGAACGGGCCGAUCAUGUGGAAGAAACAUCCUAUUGGGGCGCCGCAUCGCCGGGCACAGCAAAUGAGCUGAGCCGUACAAGGACUGCCAUUCUGCGCCUGGAGCUCAAUGUGAUCGUGUAUUUGGAGAUUGGACUGGACGUACGAAGUUUCACUUUGGCUCACAGCCGCCUGGCCCCACUGCAGAUGGUGACCUAUGGACAUGCUUCUACCACUGGUAUUCCCACCAUCGACUUGUUUAUUGGCUUCAAAGCUUUCGAGCCUUCAGUUUGGCAUCGCGCCCAAAGUCAGUACAGCGAACAGCUGGUAUUGCUGCCUGGGCUUCCAUUCUUCUUGCCCAGUACCAUGCCAGAUAGCUCUCAUACUCCUCCUUGGCCCAGGUGGGCUGCCCUGCUUGAGGGCUCCGGUCCUGGCACAUGCCAGAAGCCUUCGUCGGGGCAUGUCUAUUUGGUGGCGCAGACGCUUUACAAGCUUGUGCCAGAAUUUGAUGAGGCCUUGGUGGCCAUUCUGCAAAGAGACUCGCAGGCCAUUCUGGCCCUUCGAUCAGGUCAUCCGCAACCGCAAAUCCAUAGACGCAUUGCCUCGAGGAUUGCAGUUCAGCUGAAGCCUGCCCAGCUGGCGCGCCUGUGCUUCGUGCCAAUGCAGAACGCUAGCACAUAUUUCUGGAUGCUGAAGCAUGCAAAUGUCGUACUAGACACCUUUCCCCAUGGUGGUCACACAACCACCCUUGAUGCAUUCAGUGCGGGUGUACCUGUGGUGUCGCUCAGAUCAGGGCACCUUGCGGGAGGUUUCGCUGCAGGAUUUCUUGAAGCUGUGCGCGGGGAUACGAACGUUGCAGAUACUGUGCGGGACUGCUGCCUGGCAACAACAAUCUCUGGAUACGUCCAGAAAGCUAUUCUGCUCGCUUCUCACUCAGACUUCCAUGCUCAGGUGGCGAUGUGGAUAAAGGAGCGCUCCGACAGGGUCUUUCAACGUCGUGAUGGAGCAGAAGCACUGGCAGAGUUCUUUCUGAAACUGCCAUGCCGAAGAGGGCCUCCACAUCCAGAUACGGGCAUGAUUGGCGCGUCACUUGGCUUCAACGGAACUGCCCCUGCCGCCUCGAAGAUUUCAAAAGCAAGUUCGUGCACGGUCAGGUACCUGCGCGAGCCGACUCAGUUCACGUGGGGCAUCUUCCCGCUCGCUGAGAGUUUUGCAACUGCUUUGGCUGGUCAUGGCGGUCUCUCAGUGGCUUUCUGCUGUGCUCCCGUCUCGCUCAUCCAGCUUGUCUCCUGGGCGCCACAGUUGGCCUCCAGGGUAAGGAGCGGCGAGCAGGGCUGGCUUGGUCUGGCUCAUCACACCGAGGCUUGGCAGAGUCCUGUCCUCUCUGGCUCUCAGCCGGCCCCUGCUUUGCCCUUGCAGUGUGAUAAGGACUCGACCUUGCCUUUGUCGGCCAUCUACUUACUGCCUGAACUCGAGGAAUUAGAUUCACAGAGACUUGGGCUAAAUGCCUGCAAUGUCACAUUGACAUCGCUGUCUAUUUCGCAGGAUACAGGGGACAAUCUUGAGCUGCUCCUGGUGGACACGGAGGCAGCUAUGGCGGCAGCAUUACCAGGACCUGUGCUUGGAGCUCUGCUACAUCCUCUCAAUGCU